AUCUUGCAGCAAUAUUCAGGAAGCGCGGAGAUGAGUGAGCAAAAGUUUGACGCGGAAAAAUAUCAGUAUUCCAGCGAAAUGAGACAGUGUAUUGAAAUCUGUGCCGUAGAUGGUACUGGUAUGUUUUAAUUCUUUCGUGAGGAAUCCCCAUGAAAUAUCUUUUUUGGCAGGGCGUUUGUAGCGACGUAUCAUCUUCAAAAGCUGAUAGAUCUAGAUCGAGAUUUCCCCUCCUAUCUCUAGUUGUGCGAAAAUUGCGAUGAGCCUGGAGCCCUUCCCCUCUCGGCUGUGACUGUGAAUAGACUGGAAUAUAACGAACAUAGAUCUAGAAAGUUGACAAUGUUGUCGUUCUUCGCGUAAACUCUAGAAGAUAUUACAGCAGCUUUUCUCACAAAUCAUCAACCAUCAACCUUCCUCACUCUGUGGUGAAGUAUAGUCCAUCAACGUGAACUCUCCAUGGACUUCUGCCUUGGUGCAUGUAUAUAUGCCUGACUGUAUAUUGGCGUUCUUUAUGUAAAUCUUGGACAACAUAGGCACCAUUCACGUAUUAACGUCAGGAGUUUUAUUGUUUCUCUCGUAAAACCUUAUCAGCGUCGUCGCCACUAUUCGAGUAAAUAAAUGCCCAACUGUAUGGUCGUUCUACUCGUAUCGGUCCUGUAUCGCCAUGGAAGAAGACGACACGGAAACUCCAACCACCACAACAUCCUCCCAAAUUAGGAAACUGUUCAGCGUCAAGCGGGUAAGCUUCACAGUGCUUGGCCUGCUUCUCUUCUGGUUAUUCAUGCGGGUCGGGGCUACUAUGUUCGGCCACUCGUUCUGUAUCACGCCGUUAUUCCAAGCCAGGCACGUGGUGAUUCAGCCACAGCCGGAAUCACACCAGCAUAUUAACGAGAAAAGAAGUGACAAUGGCGAUAAUGAUGGAGGUGGGGAAGACGAUGGUGGGGAAGACAAUGGUGGUGAUGGUGAUAGUGUUGGACGCAAACGUUUGAAAAAGAACGGCUUCCAGCCAGUAUCGAAUAAAGAAUCAAGCUUUGGAGAGGAGCUUUACGGUGAGCCAGAUUCAGACGGCGUGAACGCUCAAGGAAGAAAUAAGUAUCGGUCAGUCGGGAAAAGAAGCGGUACUGACGAUGGUGAUGGUGACGAUAAUGAUGAUGGUGAUGGCGGUAGACAAAGGCGUUCGAAAAAGAACGGGUUCCAGCCAUUGUCGGUUAAAGAGGGGAGCUUUGAUGACGAUCUUUAUGGCGGGUCAGAUUCAGACCGCGCAAAAGCUCAGGGCAGAAAUAUACAACGGCCGUUUCGGAAAAGAAGUGAUAAUGGCAAUUAUGUUGACGAUGUAAACGGUGAUGAUGAUGAUGAUGAAGAUGGUGAUGGUAAACGCAGGCAUUCGAAACGGGGCGGCUACCGACCAGAGUCGGAUAAAGAGGCCAACUUAGAGGACGAGGUUUACGGGGGGUCAGAUUCAGACCGCGCGAACGCUCAGGGAAGAAAUAAGCAAAGGUCGGACGGGAAAAGAAGUAACAAUGACGUUGUUGAUGAUGAAGGCGAUGAUGAUGAUAAUGGUGGUGGACGCAAACGUUCGAAACGGAGAGGUUUCAAUCCAGUGUUGGAAAAACAGAACAGCCUUGGCGACAACCUUUACCGCGAGUCAGAUUCAGACCGACCAAACGUUCAGGGAAGAAAUAAACAACGGUCGGUCGGGAAAAGAAAUGAUAAUGAUGCUGGUGAUGAUGAAGGCGAUGAUGAUGGUGAUGAUGGUGGAGGUAGAAGAAGCAGUUCAAGAAGGAGCAGCUUCCAGCCAGUUUCGGAUACAGAAGGGAGCUUUGAGGGCGAGGUUUACGAUGAGUCAGAUUCAUACUGCACGAAUGCUCAGAAGAGAAAUAAACAAAGGCCGGUUGGCCGGCAAGGUCGAAAAAAUUGCGGGAAAAGACACAUGUUUGAGGAAAAUGAGAAGGAAGAAGAGGAGGAGGAGGAGGCGGAGGAGGAGAAAUUUCAUUUGUCCGAAGAGGGGAGUCGUGGGGGUUGCGGGGAAGGAACUGAAGACGAGGGAGAGGAUGAUGAAUAUGAACAAAAAAUACGGAAAAGAACAGGUAGUAGAGCUAAAAGCAAAAAGGUAAAACAAGUUGGAAAAGAUAAAAGCGAAAAUAAGAAACCUUCCAAAAAAGGAGAUCAAGAAGAAAGGCAAGUGGUCGACGAGGUCGUAACAGAAAGUAAAAAGCACCCAAGAAAGGUAAAGGUCAGCGGGAAAAGGGAAGUCCAAGAGGAUGAAUACGAAAACAAUCAACAAGGGAAAAAAGAAAGCUUUAAAGAUAGAGAAGUGGAAGGGUUUGAAUGUUUAAGUGCUUUGUGUGGUUGCGUGAAUUACUUGGAGGGUGACUCGAAGAAGGACGGGGGAGAAGAAGACGUGAAGAAGAUGGGCAGAAAGGGUGACAGAAAAAAGGAGACACUCUCGCGGCAGGGAGGAUGGGACGAGGAAGAGGGGGAGGAGAGUGAGCCUGAUUGGGGUGAUGACAAAGGGCGUGUAAGAAAGUCAGACAGUGUGGACGGGGAGAGGGGAGCAAAGAAGCGGGGUAGUGGCGUGGGUAGCCACAGCUUUGAGGAUGAUGAUGAAAGUGAAGGGCGAGAGAGAUGGGACGAGGCAGAGGAACAAGGCGAAAGGAAGGAGAAUGGGAGGCAAGCAAAAGGGGCAGAUGAUAAACGAAGGAGAGUAGUUGAAAAGAAAAGGCGGUCAAGAGGGGCUCAAGGGAAAAGUCGGGAGGGAGAACAAGCAGAUGAGAGGCGAGGGGGAAGGAAAAAGAACGGGAGGCAAAGAAAACGAGGUAGGGGAGAGAAGCGAAACAAAAGAGAGGAGGAAGAACCGAUAAAUGGUAUGGGCAAUAAUGAUAAGGAUGACGAUGACGAUGAUGAUGGCGAUGAUAAUGAUAGUAACAGUGACGACGAUAGAAAUGAUGAAGAUGAUGGUGAUGAUGACUCUAGAGGCAGAGAGAGUCUGAGAGGAAAUAACCCAGCGCCCGAAAGCUCGAAUGACAAUGACGAUGACGAUGUGGCCGCAGAACCAGGGGAUGAUGGAGGUGAAGGAGGGGGAGAUGGGAAAGAGAAAGGCGAAGGUCUCGGCAAAGCUACAGGAGGGAGAUCGUGCAAAGACUGCAUGGACAGGAGCGAGAAAUGCCGCUCUUUUCUUGCUUUCUUCUACAAGAGUUGUGUCUUCCCCGAAUCUUAGAGUUUAGACUUUGACAGACACAUGUGUGCUCUUUACACAUGUGUCGGCAUCGAGGGAACUUGGCUUAUCAUCUUCAGAAAAAAACGAUGUUGUUGUCUCCUUGUGUAUUGGUGUGGUUGUCACCUUGCAUAUUGGUGUGCUGUUCUGCUGCCUCGUCGGUUUCUGUUCCAGUUCGCCAUAAUACGCACUGUUAUAGCCUAUUUCUGUCGGAGAUGAACAAUAUUUUGAGAGGUUCUGCAUUUUAAAUAACCAUACAAUGCUGAUCGGGACGUUUAAACUACACUACAAUGACUGCUAUACCAAGCUAUGCAUGCAGUAAAUCUUACUGUGUGUCCGAGUGCGGAGUUGCCGUCAUGUGUAUUUGUGUUGCCAUAUUCUGUAUAGAUUUUAAAGUAAGUGCACAGUGCCACUGUCUUCUCUGGCAGUGUACUAGUUCAACCCUGCUUAUGGAAUGGUGUAGUCGCUUUGUAUUCAAGUGCAGCCAUUUUGAGUUCGAGUGUAGCCAUUUUGAGUUUAAAUGCAGCCUACUCGUGUAUUGCAGCCAUUGUAUGCACGACUGGUCUGCCUCACUCUUUUGGUUUUCCGUGCACUGGUGUAGCUAUUUUGUCAAUAGUGUAGCCACUCUGUGUACUGGUGUACUCAGUUUAUUUAUUAGAAAAGUCAUUUUGCGUACAAGUGCAGUCAUCUUAUAUUCUAAAAUAGCCAACGUAUUUAUUCGUGUUGCCGUGAAGUAUACCAGUCUAACCACCUUAUGUACUAAUGUAGCUAAUAUGUGUACUUAAGGCGCUGUUUUGUUUACUAGUGUAGCCAAUUUGCUUAUUAGUGCCGCCGUUUAUUGUUCCAGUGUAGUCACUUUGUCGUGUGUACUAGUGUAGUCAGGGUUGGUGAUUUAUAUUUUUUUAAUUUUAAAACAUUUUAAUCGAUUUUUAAACAUUUAAAUCAUAUUUUUAAAA
Aplysia californica (California sea hare) is the source of this 4167-nucleotide messenger RNA. RefSeq lists its product as uncharacterized. The transcript has a single exon. The coding region runs from base 662 to 3214 and encodes 850 amino acids. Lineage: Eukaryota; Metazoa; Mollusca; Gastropoda; Aplysiida; Aplysiidae. The record is from RefSeq and is a predicted model, not a curated record.